AUGACCCUGCCGAGAAUUACUCGUAUCCACUCGUUCAAGGGUACUAAGGGCCCAUAUCUCGCUGAGGAAUGGGCUGCUCGUCGUCUUGGUCGUCGCAUCUUCCCUUCGCAUCACGAUUACACCAAAGCAGUCCUGAAGGACUAUGACGCUGGAGGUCGUCAUCAUCCAGCUUGCGUUGCUGCCCGAACAGCUGACGCGAGGAGUCGUAGGGUACUGGACUCAGUUUCUGUCGCCCGUCACUUAGCGAUGGGCGAGUUCGCUGUAGUUGGCAUCGACGACAACCGCCACACAUUAGUCGACAUUGGUUGCCUCUUGCACGUCGUUCCCCAGCCGCCCGUCCUUGAAGAUGUUCAUAGGACAUUCAGAAGGUGCACCGAUUUUGAGCGCGCCCGCCUCUCGUCGGUGGAGGGGACGUUCAACCUCGAGCAGUGGAUGCCCAAGCAUAUCUCCGACUGUCUUCGGCUUAAUUGUCACUUCGUUGCUCUGGGUCCUGCCAUCGCUACUCAAACCGUGGCUCGAGGGCUACCUCUAAUCCGCCACCACAGCCUGACGUUGGCUCACUACUCAUACUCACCCGACUCUUCGGCUAUUCACGAUCGUGACUUCACAGAGGCACCUUGUGUACCCUCGACCUUAGACCUAUUAAUCCACGCUCGUACUGCUUCAAUCGGCAUGGAUAUUGAUGACCCAGACAAGACACUGGUCAACGACAUUCCAGUGAUGGAUUUCGAGGGCGUGUCGCCUACGGAUAUCUGUGUGGAGAGCCUCAACAUCGCACCUGUUCCUUUCGCGGAGGCGACGGUCAAAUGCGAUGACGAAGAGAUGCAAGAUAGCUUCGCCCUUGGAUCUGCUCGUGUAACAAACAGAGUGGAUCGUGUAGUUGACCCUCGCCGUCGUCCGCCUCAAGUUACUACAGCCGCCCGGGUUUCGAAGUCGACCUGCACGUCCAAUAUCACGCACAAAGACGAUGAAAUGCGGGACGAUUUUAUUAUUGUCGGAUCUGGUGGCGUUGCCGAGAAGGAGGGACGAGUGGCUGAUCCUCGCCGUUUGUCUCAGAGUAUUGCAGCUGACCGGAUUCCGACGUCGAUCUACAGGGACAAGAUACUGAACGGCUCAUUCGCUGUAGAGGAGGAGGCAUGGGCAGGUGAUCCUUGCCGUCGCCCACCUCAGGCUACACAUCCGGCUUUGAAGUCGACUUCGAUCAAGGCAAACGCGUUCGCGACUCUAGGCUUUGCCCCGACUUCGGGAUCCUGCAAUAAUUUCGACACUGCUGAUGGCUGUUACACGAUGGACAAGGAGUCCAACAUGAAUGAAGAGGACAAGGCUGUGGCAAUACCGAACUCGCCUUCUCCUGUGCAGAUCUCCGCCCCAGUGGUUUCUAAUAUGGAAGACCUAUCCAACCUGUUCAUGACGCUGGGACUACCCACCGUGGAGAACUACGACGCGGAGUCCGUCGUCGUCAACGACGACCUACCAAUUCCGCGUCCUCCUACACCUCCGAAGCCUUCUCGUUCUCCUUCCCGGGCGCUAGUCCUACCCGCCAUCGAUAUAGGUGACAAUGACGAGCAGCUUUCAUCAGACUUCGACAACACUGGCUCUGUGGGCCUCGAUAAUAUGACUGAGCUCAACAUUGAGCAAGCUGAGGAUGAUGAAGAUGACGUACCACAGCACGAAAAGGGACGUGCGUUAACUGCAAGAGAGGUUUUGGAGCGCGAGGUCUUUGGAUCUGACUCCGAGGAUGAAGAUGACGACUCACCUCCGCUUCCAGUCCUACUCGCUGUCGACGUGAUUCACGAUGACAAGCAUCUUCCAUCCAAUUAUGACUACACUGGAUCAAACGGCGACGCAGACGACGAUGUAGACGACCACAGCGCUCUGCAAGCUGAGGACAGAGAAGGUGGCGUCGAGGACGGACAAGCACCAGAGCAGGACGAUUCGCCUCCGACCACAACAGAUUUGGAGCGAGAAAUAUUCGGCAGCGACUCCGACGACGAGGAUGAGGACUCACCCAUCCAAAGCUGCAGUAUUGAUACUUUACUUCCGUGCGCUGCUACAUUCGGGAACAUGGUUGCGCAUAUACGGGCGUUCUAG
Molecule: messenger RNA, 2091 nt
Organism: Sparassis crispa
Lineage: Eukaryota; Fungi; Basidiomycota; Agaricomycetes; Polyporales; Sparassidaceae
Exons: 4
Coding region: 1-2091 (696 amino acids)
Source: RefSeq, a predicted model, not a curated record